Abrus precatorius (Indian licorice) is the source of this 1425-nucleotide messenger RNA. RefSeq names its product vacuolar protein sorting-associated protein 27. Gene Ontology annotation, cellular component: ESCRT-0 complex. NCBI's taxonomy places the organism in Eukaryota, Viridiplantae, Streptophyta, Magnoliopsida, Fabales, Fabaceae. Gene Ontology annotation, molecular function: phosphatidylinositol-3-phosphate binding; metal ion binding; ubiquitin binding. The transcript is spliced from 10 exons. The coding region runs from base 152 to 1015 and encodes 287 amino acids. Gene Ontology annotation, biological process: protein transport to vacuole involved in ubiquitin-dependent protein catabolic process via the multivesicular body sorting pathway; protein targeting to vacuole. The record is from RefSeq and is a predicted model, not a curated record.
AUAAUCUUCAUAAAGAAAUAUGCUAUAGCAACCUAAACAAAGUGUUACUCUUUCUGGGUGUGGAGAAUGAGUUGAUUAUUCGGGCUCUGUGAUUCGAUUAGCGGACAGAAAAAAGUUUGAUAAUUUGGUUCAGAAAGGGAAAGAGAAGAUCAUGUCAACAGUAGAACCUCCUUCUUUCCAAGAAGCAGCGCGAUGCGUUGUUUGCAAUUGCAGUUUCAACACCUUCAGGAGAAGGCAUCACUGUCGAUCCUGUGGGAGAACAUUGUGCAACGAGCAUUCAUCAAAUCAAAUGGCUCUACCGCAAUUUGGCAUUUACUCAAAUGUCCGAGUAUGUGCUGACUGUUUCAACAAUUCCCGAUCAGGGAAGGAUGUACCACAGGCUUCUUCAGAUGGAGCAAACAGCGUAACAGAUACAAUUUCUAAAUUAGAUAUCGAGGAAAAGACUAUACCAGCUGCAGAGAAUAAGCUUGUACCAGGCGUUAAAGAGUGUAAAUGUGGAAUGCCUCUUUGCAUAUGUGAAGCUCCUGCCCCUUCCUCUGAUGCACUUCCCCAGCAGAAGAAAUCCACUCCAGUUAUUACAGCUCCAUCCAAUCCCAAACCUAAGAAGACAGAUACUGUUCCAAAAAAUAGAAGCUCCGGUUCAACUAGCAAGUUUAGUUCUACAUUUAACCUUGGUCAUGGAACUAAUGGUAUCUUAGACAGACCCCAGAUUGAUUAUGAAGCUAAUGGAGAGGGUUUAAGAGAAGCAAUAAAAAAUGGUGACAUUGCUGCUGUCAAGAAACUUCUUAGCAAGGGUGUUGAUGCAAAUUACAGGGACAAACAAGGACUGUCUUUAUUACAUUUGGCUGCAGUCUUCAAUCAAACCGAUAUAGUUUUCAUUCUCAUGGAUUCGGGGGCAAGCUUGGAGUACAAAAAUGCUCAAGGAGAAACACCUUUAGAUUGUGCUCCAGCAACAUUGCAAUACAAAAUGCGAAAGAAGAUGGAAGAAGGUGGAGCAAUGAACCAAAACAUAUGAAUAAUCUAUCAAUUUUAUUUGUAAUGAUCUUAUGCAGUGCCCCAAAGAGAGCUUCAAAUUUUACCACUGUCUUAAAGUUCUCUCAGCAGAACAAAAAUUUUCUGCUUCUAUAUAUUUGUGAGGGAGCUGGAGUUCAAUUCAUCUCUUUCUAAAAUGGCAGACUGAGUAUGCAAACCUAUAUAUGACACAUCUUUGUCAGCCAAUCCAGUUUGUAAAUUUGUUUGGUUAUGUCAUAAGAGCAUUUUUUAGCAUGCAUCACUCACUAUGUUGUUGAGAUGAGUUGUCGACAGCAUGCGGUAGAAGAAAGUACGUAUAGAGUGAAUUGAAUUCAUAUCCAAACAUUCGUUACACGUUGAGUGACCCUGUAAUUGAUUCUGAAUACAAUGAUGAAACUGUGAUUUUAUAUUCAC